AUGCUUAGAAGACCAGCCACCACCAUUAAACUAACCCCAGAGGAUAUCCUCGAGUACGAUGACUCGGUCCUUUUGCAGCAGAGUGCCAGUAUUUCUCUGGUAGAUCACAAUCAGGAACAAGACAAAUCUCUGACAGGAAUCAUAUUCAAAGAGCCAUUACAGAACAAGAAUGAGAGAAUCGGAGUUACGAGAAACGAAAGAAGCUAG
Molecule: messenger RNA, 207 nt
Organism: Sungouiella intermedia
Lineage: Eukaryota; Fungi; Ascomycota; Pichiomycetes; Serinales; Metschnikowiaceae
Source: the annotation of a GenBank genome assembly